UAGAUAUACUUGCACCAAAGCAUAGUUAGCGGGCAUAUUUCAUUAUUUUGAGUUAAUUUCUCUCUGGGUUGUGAAUGUAGCCAUUGCCGCGAAGAACUUUGAAGGAGAUCAGACCGCUAGCAAGUUCAUCGAUCUUUUGGGGUUCAAAUUUUGACUUCUAGUCAACGAGCUUCCAAAUUCGACGAGUCAGAUAUCCAAUGGCUUCUAAUUAUGGAUUAAACGAAGAAGCAGCUGAUUCCCCAUCAUCGCCUACGAAUGUGUACAAGGAUCCAGAUGACGGGCGGCAGCGGUUCUUGCUCGAAUUGGAAUUCGUUCAAUGUCUCGCGAAUCCAACCUACAUUCACUAUCUGGCUCAGAAUCGUUACCUCGAGGACGAAGCUUUUAUCGGUUACUUGAAGUACCUUCAAUAUUGGCAACAGCCGGAGUAUAUUAAGUAUAUAAUGUAUCCUCAUUGUCUCUUUUUUCUUGAACUUCUACAAAAUGCGAACUUCCGAAGUGCAAUGGCUCAUCCUGCCAACAAGGAAUUGGCACACAGGCAGCAAUUUUACUUCUGGAAGAACUAUAGGAACAAUCGUUUGAAACAUAUUUUACCGCGAUCGUUUCCCGAACCUGCUGCCCUACCACCCCCAGUUUCUGCUCCAUCUCAGGCACCUGUGCCUACCACAGCCCCUGCCAUGGCAGCUUCUCCUGCUGCUGCUACACCUGCCCUUUCACCGAUGCAGUAUGGUAUUCCCCCUGGAUCCGGGCUUUCAAAGAACGACAUGAAGAAUGCAGCAAUUGAUCGACGAAAGAGAAAACAUGAAAGAAGUAUGUAGUUCAGCCAAAACUAGGCUGGAUGCGGGAGCAGCUCGUGAGGUAAUCUGCAUUGAUGUCAAAACUUAAGUACUUUCCAUCCUGUUACUUGGGGUCGUGCAAAAUAUCUCCAUUGAGAGCUCAUAAACAUGAGCUACACGAGCUCGAUGUUUUUCGGUUCGAGUAAUAUGUUCAUGGAAGAAGCUCUACAUGUUAUUAGUAUGAAAUGUUCCGAAACAAUCCUUAAAAAUACUGCCUACCGAUAUGUCGGGUUAUUAUAUCCACCUAUAAUCCGUGGUAAGCAGUUCCUUCCCUAACUUUCGUUCUCUCCUUCCUUAAUUGACUUCGACAUGAAACGUUGUGGUUGUAUGUGGUUCGAAUGGUAUUAGGAUAGAAUUAGUAACAUUACGACGGUUGUAAGGAUAUAUUAGUAAUUAGCUAGAAAAGUCGUGAAGGUAGUUUGUUUUAAGUAGGGAGAUUGUUUAGCGGAUUCGACUCCAGUGGCAUCUCAAUGAGAGGUUUUAGGUA
Messenger RNA from Cucurbita moschata (crookneck pumpkin), 1320 nucleotides. RefSeq names its product mediator of RNA polymerase II transcription subunit 31-like. NCBI's taxonomy places the organism in Eukaryota, Viridiplantae, Streptophyta, Magnoliopsida, Cucurbitales, Cucurbitaceae. Gene Ontology annotation, cellular component: mediator complex; core mediator complex. Gene Ontology annotation, molecular function: transcription coregulator activity. Bases 198 to 815 code for a protein of 205 amino acids. The record is from RefSeq and is a predicted model, not a curated record. The transcript has 6 exons. Gene Ontology annotation, biological process: regulation of transcription by RNA polymerase II.